This is a messenger RNA of Mucor mucedo, 3685 nucleotides long. RefSeq lists its product as uncharacterized. Gene Ontology annotation, biological process: regulation of transcription by RNA polymerase II. The transcript has 16 exons. Bases 142 to 3588 code for a protein of 1148 amino acids. The record is from RefSeq and is a predicted model, not a curated record. Lineage: Eukaryota; Fungi; Mucoromycota; Mucoromycetes; Mucorales; Mucoraceae. Gene Ontology annotation, molecular function: protein heterodimerization activity; structural molecule activity. Gene Ontology annotation, cellular component: SAGA complex; SLIK (SAGA-like) complex.
UGUAGAAUACAGCAACAAUUCGCACUGGGUUUAUAAAGCCGUAUUGGUAAGAAACAAUACGCUUUUUUUUUCUUUAGCAAGUAUAAAAAAGAUAAAAAAGAGGAAACUUUUUUUUCUUCUUUUAUAAUUUAUUCCGACCCAAUGAGUUUGCAGAAGAACCUACCACCAUGGCUACCUUUAUCGUUUAUAUUAGCCCAACAUCUUCUCAAACAUAAAUUGCAUAAACGAGUGCUAACACCUGUAGAACGAAAAUACUUUCAAGAUGCUACAAGUUCUUUUGCAACGUGGAUAGCGUUUAUCAACCAGCACCAUGAUAAUACUUUUAUUGAAUUAGAUACAACCGCCUUUCGUGUUCGUUCUAUGCUAUAUGAACAAUUUAUACCCCAUCUAUUUCAUACACAUCGGCCGUGUUGUAAGCUCUUGAAUCUGGAACCGCUCAUCGAGCAAGCGCGACAUUUAGUCAUGCCCUCAUCACAAGACAUUGCUCGAGAAUGGGACGCUUUUGUUGAAACUCACGUCAAAAAACAAACAUCAUCCCAAGCACAUAACAGCACCACUCAUAACCCCUCCACCUCCAUUGCCACUACCGCCAGUGCCGCCAUGAACACCGCUGCUGACGAUGAAUUAAAACAGGAAGAAGAACAACCUCAAGCCUCAACACCUACACCAACUUCUAAUAAAUCAAUAGAGGAACCCGCAAUGGCUUCUGACGACGUUCCCCUUCGAGAUAUUUUUCAGACGCUUGAGUCAGAUAGAGCAGCUAUGAUUGAACAGCGCAAACUGGAGGAAUUUGAAGCACAAGAGGAAUUGAAUGAAGAAGAAGAAGAGAAAGAGAACGCUGCCGCAAAAUCUUUAUCCAUGUUUAACGCAGAUGGAAAUUUCAAUCUAAAGUAUCUACUACAAGGCAUAGUAGCCAAUCGACAGAAAACGUCAUUAUCAGAUCGUGAAUUGCAAAAUUUAUUAUCUGAUUUCAAACCGCAUAGAUCAAAAUGGGCAAAUGAUGAUAGAGUGGGUCAGGAAGAGCUAUACGAGGCAUGUGAAAAAGUCUUGACCGAUCUUAAGAAUUAUACCGAGCAUUCUACACCAUUUUUAAACAAGGUCAAUAAACGAGAAGCGCCUGAUUAUUUCGAAGUUAUAAAAAAACCAAUGGAUCUUGGGACUGUUACGAAAAAAAUGAAGAAUCUAAAUUACAGAUCGAAAAAAGAGUUUGCGGAUGAUCUUUAUUUGAUAUAUGAUAAUUGUCUUGCAUACAACACCAAUUCCGCAAGUGAAUAUAGGAAACAUGCAAUUGCCAUGAGAAGAAAGACAGAGAGAUUAAUGGCUAGAGUACCCAACAUAAGUAUCAAGGAAAGAAUAGAGACAGAGAUAGAAGAGGAAGGCGAUGAGAUGAGUGAAGAGGACGAUCACGAACCUGAACGUGUCUCUAAAAAAUCCUCUGGAAAACACAUGGUUUCGAUUGAAAGAAAAACAACACCCAUCAUUCCCAACGAUCGACGACAAUCACGCGAACGUUCCAUGACACGCGGAUCCAGUACAGCACCCUUAUCAGCCAUUGAUGCGGCAUUUUUAACAGAUAUGGAAGCUCCAUUUACACCCGAUAGAGUAGGUACACCACAACAUAUGCAGUAUGGCGGUAAACACGUCAAAAAAUCAGGGGAUGGGGACGAUGAAAACAUUGAUCUUGAACAAGAAGAAAAGACACUGGGUGCUGAGAUUGAUGCAGAUGUUGGUGAGUUGCAAGAUCAAGUCUGGAGAGACAAGACAAAAAGGACAAGGGCGAAAUUGACAACGGAUGUUGAAAAACAAUAUCAAUUUUCGUUCGGUGAACGAGAGGCUUUAGUGAGAUCUGGGUUAGAUAUGGAGCGGUUUGCCAUGAUUGAACAUGUACAUGAUAAACCGGAUUCUGUCAUGAAACUAAUUCGGUGUGACCAUGAUCGUUUUCUUAAGUGGACAGACAGAAGACCAGGCCAUACUACAUUAUACGAUGAUUUGGAUUUGGACUCCAGCGACGAUGAAAAUCUAGACGCUUUCUUUUCUCGGAAAAUCACAAAACCCAAUAAAGUAGUGGACGACUCGGCUAAAACAGAUUUAUUUUUACCCGAGUAUGAAAUAACAAGUGGUUUACCGGAAGUCGAUGGUGUACAUGAGGAUGUGUUGGAGACAGUACCAUCUGAAAGCCAAAUCACUGUGAGGAAAUCUUCCGUAGAUUUAAGUCCUGAAGCAACAAUGGCUGUACAAGGUUUAUCAAACAUGUCUUUGGACGUUUACCCCGAAUUAAAAUUCCCUACUUAUGGGCUGAAUCCUAUUAUUGAUCGCAACAACCGCACACUGGAAAAGAUCAGGUUGAUGUAUGCCAAAUGCAACGCUGUCCGUAAUAAUGUCCCGAUCUCUACUUUAGCAUCAUCCAUCGAACUAGACCCUAUCUCCAAUGAAGAUUCAAAGCAAGUGGCGAUAUCUUCCAAUUUAAAACAGAUACCUCCACUGGCGUUAAAUAGUGAAUCAGGUCACCAAAUGUCACAAAAAGUUCUAACAAAGCUUCUUACUCAUGCUGGUUUUGAGGGAGCGAAAUUGGGAGCGUUAAAUGUGUUGACCGACAUUAUGACUGACUAUAUCACAAAUAUUGGAAAGACUUUACGAUACUAUUGGGAUGACUACGGACAUCAAAUGGAUGGGGAUGAAAUGCUGCUUCAUACGUUGUACGAAAAUGGUGUCAUGAAGUUAUCUGAGCUUGAAAAUUAUGCGCAUGAUGAUGUCGAAAGAGGAAGCGGUAGAUUGGAUGAUUUACAUCGUAGACUUCAGACUUCCUAUCAAGACCUUCUCUCUGGCUCCACCGAACAUUCUGCCGAAGACGAAGAGAACUUAUUAAACGAAGAGGAGACUUUUGUAACGGGUAUUUUUGGUGAGGAUAUUGGAGAGGAUUAUUUCGGAUUUAAAAAUAUUGGACUGGAUCAAGAGUAUAAUCUGGACUCACUCACCAUUCCCAGUAGGUUAUGGUUUGGUAAAAACAAGGAAAAGGUUCCAAUUCACGGAGAUCUAGCAAAAGAAGUGAACUACAAGUAUCCACCUCCACCCAACUUUCUACCGGUGACUACCGAAAGGCCUAUCAUUGGACUCUUACAACCUUAUUUUGCAAAGCGAUUAUUAAACCCACCGGUGAUUGAGGAUGAAUAUAUUCCCAACCGUAGCAAAAAUAGACCACGCCAUCCACCGACCAACAAGAGCGGUUCAGGUAAAAAGAAAAUGUCCAAGGAAUCUUCGGGUGGUGGAUCAGGGAACGGGGGUGAUAAUAAGAAAUCCAAACGAAAGAGACCGACAGAAGAAAUUGUAGCAGAGAAGGCAGAACGAGCUGAAAAGAAGCGACAAAAGAUGGAAGAAAAAGCACAGCGGAUUGCUGAAAAGGAACAAAAACGUAGAAUGAGAGAGGAGUUGAAAGAACAAGAAAAAUUGGCAAAGAUAGAGGCCAAGGAAAAGAAAAAGGCUCAAAAUAAAAAAGUAAAACAAACCCAUUCGGCUGCUUCUUCAACAAAAGGAAAUUCGGUUCCUCCUGGUGGUGAAUCCCCUAAUAUGGAUGACGAUGAAGAUGAUUAAAACACCUGCGUCAUUGCUUAGAUUUACAUAUUUUUAUUUCUUGUAUAUAUUAUACAUACAAAUCAUAGAAUAAAAUAAUGCUAUUUUGUAAAAUUUA